This is a messenger RNA of Pyrus x bretschneideri (Chinese white pear), 1329 nucleotides long. Its product is annotated as 26S proteasome non-ATPase regulatory subunit 7 homolog A. The transcript is spliced from 10 exons. NCBI's taxonomy places the organism in Eukaryota, Viridiplantae, Streptophyta, Magnoliopsida, Rosales, Rosaceae. The record is from RefSeq and is a predicted model, not a curated record. Bases 68 to 1000 code for a protein of 310 amino acids. Gene Ontology annotation, cellular component: proteasome regulatory particle; proteasome complex. Gene Ontology annotation, molecular function: metallopeptidase activity; protein binding. Gene Ontology annotation, biological process: proteasome-mediated ubiquitin-dependent protein catabolic process.
GAGAAGCUAACUCAAAAAUUUCCGCAAAAAAGCAGGAAAAUUCAGAGAAAGCAGAAGAAAUCUAGCAAUGGAUGUGAUCAAAACGCAGCAAAUCUCAUCGAGGCCGAUCGAAAAGGUGAUAGUUCACCCGCUGGUUCUGCUCAGCAUCGUCGACAACUACAACAGGGUCGCCAAAGACAGUCGCAAGCGCGUCGUCGGAGUUCUGCUCGGCUCGUCGUUCAAAGGCACCGUCGACGUCACCAACAGCUACGCCGUGCCCUUUGAAGAGGAUGACAAGGACCCAAGUAUCUGGUUUCUUGAUCACAACUACCACGAAGCCAUGUAUUCCAUGGCAAAGAGAAUAAAUGCUAAGGAGCAUGUUGUGGGAUGGUACAGCACAGGGCCCAAAUUGCGAGAAAAUGACUUGGACAUUCACGGUUUAUUUAAUGACUAUGUUCCAAAUCCUGUCUUGGUCAUUAUAGAUGUCCAACCUAAGGAGCUGGGAAUACCCACAAAAGCUUACUGUACUGUUGAAGAGGUUAAAGAGAAUGCUACCCAGAAAAGUCAGAAGGUGUUUGUUCAUGUGCCUUCUGAAAUUGCUGCCCAUGAAGUUGAGGAAAUUGGAGUGGAACACUUGCUUAGAGACGUAAAGGAUACAACCAUCAGCACUCUUGCAACAGAGGUUACAGGGAAACUCACAGGUUUGAAGGGAUUGGAAGCAAGACUUAAAGAGAUUCGGGGUUAUCUCGACCUUGUUAUUGAUGGCAAGCUCCCAUUAAACCACGAGAUAUUGUACCACCUACAGGAUGUGUUCAAUCUACUUCCAAAUCUUAAUGUUUCUGAUUUGGUCAAGGCCUUUUCAGUGAAAACAAAUGAUAUGAUGUUGGUUAUUUAUCUUUCAUCCCUCAUCCGAAGUGUUAUCGCUCUUCACAACUUGAUCAACAACAAGAUGCACAAUAAGGAGCACGAAAAGGCAGAAGACUCUAAACAAGUUGCUGUAUCAGCUGCCGCUGGAAGCUAGAAGUAUUUAAAUUUCGCUCGGACUUUAGAGGGGCGUCAUCUGUUGGACGAAGAUAACCGAUGCGCUUGAUGGAUUUUGAGUUUGAUUUGGAGGGAUGCAUAGGACAUGCCUCCUUAGCAAUCAACCUAAUCUUUAGCUAUGCCCCAGACGCUGCUCACUUCCUUUCGAACAUAUGAUUUCCGGGUUCUCGAGCGAUAAUGGAGAUACUUGUCUUGUAUUCUAAAAUUUCCGUUGAUUUCCUUCUUUUUCCUUUGUUGACGCCUUGUUCCAUCCGUGUUAGUAACCUAAUGAAAUUGGAACCGAAAUAUCGAUCCUUGAUUUUCCGUUCA